UUUGCCCCAAUCAAGGUCGGACAAUGGCUCCGUCAGGGAGAGUUUAGUUUUGUUUAUGCAGCGGUGUUCAUCCUGCAGAGCCGCUGGGGCUCAGAUUAACCGCUGGGGUUUUGUUUGGUGGAUGUGAAUGAAGGCUUGUCCGCGGGGAUGAGUGACCUGGGAUGAAAAGGUAAAUGCCGGAGAAUGAUGAACUCGGUUUGGGAUCUUGCUCUGGGAUCCAGUCCUGUCAGUAAUCCCGGAGCUGCAGCUUCCCGAGCUGUACAUGUCGAGCUCACAUCACAGCAGAGGCGUUUGCGGCACCUGAGGAGCAUCGCUGCGAGGAACAUUGUGAACAGAAACCACUCUCCGCUGCUGGACACGUACUUCACGCUGCACUUGUGUUCGGACGAUCGCAUCUCCAGAGAUUUUUACAAGAGCGAGGUGAUCCGAGACUCGCUGAACCCAACAUGGCGCAGUUUGGACUUUGCCAUGCUCCCGGACCUGUUGGACACAUCGGUGUCGUGUUUUGUGGUUCGGAUUUGGGGCGGACGAGAAGAACAGUACCAACUGCUGAUAGAGUGGAAGGUGAACUUGGAUGGCCUGAGAUACACCGGACAGCAGAUCCGCUCCCGGUGUCCGAAUGAGAUCAUAUUUGGGCUGAAUGACGGUUACUAUGCAGCAGAUUUGGAUCAGAAGGAGAACUCUGAGAGGAAGAAGAACUCCUUACUGCAGGUGGACCAGAGCUCUGUGAGGAACUCGUACAGCGUCUUCUCCCUGCUCAGACUCCACACGGCUCAGAAGGCGAUAAAGCAAACGCAGGUUACAGUUCAGAAAAUCGGGAAAGAGAUUGAGGAGAAACUCCGAACUACAGCAGCCUGUACAGAGCGGAAGAAGGAACGUGAGUGUAUGCAGUUGCGUAUUGGUGUGUUACGAAGCGAGGUGGAGAGACAGAAGAAAGCUCUGCUGAGAGAGAGGGAGAUGCUGCAGAAAGAGGGAGCACUGCUUCAGAAGAAAGAGGAAGUGUUCAGCUGUAAACACCAGACUCUGGACUUGGAGCGAGAAGCUCUCGCUGAUCUACAGAAGGAGAGCACUGCUAAAAGAGAGCUGUUUCUGAAGUCCAGCGCUCAGCUCACCUUCCGUUGUCGUCAGCUCCUCUCUGAACUCUCCUACAUCUACCCCAUCGACACGAACAGUCAGUCAGACUUUGUGAUCUGUGGUGUGAAACUGCCAAACUCUGAAGACUUUCAAGCAAAGGAUGAUGGGAGUGUGGCAGUUGCUCUUGGCUACACGGCACACCUGGUGCUGAUGAUUUCCUGCUUCCUGCAGAUUCCGCUCAGGUAUCCCAUCAUGCACCGGGGCUCUCGCUCGUCCGUCCGAGACACCAUCACCGACAAGCUCAGCGAGAAGGAGAGAGAGUUCCCUCUUUAUCCACGUGGGGAGAGAUUCCAUUUUGAGUAUGGUGUUUACCUGCUCAAUAAGAACAUCGCUCAGUUGCGGUAUCAGCACGGUCUCUCCACACCGGACCUGCGUCAGACUUUACCCAACCUCAAGAACUUUCUAGAACAUGGGCUGCUGGUCAGAUGAGUGUGGAGGUACGGAGUGUGUGGAAGAGUGAAGCUGGCACAGAAUCUCGCUGCUGGACCACAUUAACAGGAGAACCCAUGGAAAUGUUUAUCAGAGCGUCACACUGUGGAGCGGCGGAGCUUCAGAGAGCCAGUGUCCUCAUCUCACUGGACCUCCACCACAGCUACACCUUCUCUUUACUUUGUCACCAUCUAUUUCCAUAACCCCAUGUGACUCUCUCUAACAGGAUUACGGUUUGUUUUAGUUUUCUCCAGCGAGACUCCGUCGUUCCUCGUGUCUGGAAACCCGUUACAGCAAGUUCUCACAGUGAAGAUCCUUAUUCAUCACACACGGGUCUAAACGGCAGACGAGCGGUUCUGUGUCUGAAGCAGUUGUACAAGGUCAAAACCAGCAGAAAUGAUGAAUCAGCGUCAGCGGCGUGGAUACAAGCUCCGCCCACUAGCUCUAAUUUACCUCUCAUAUGCGUUUGAUUCAUACACACUGAUUAUACAUAAAACAAACCGGGGCAUGAUUCAUGCAAAUUAAAUGCAUAUGAGGGUCAAUUGGGGCGCGCUUUAUGCAGCUUAGAUGUAUAUGAGGGUUAAUGAGAUGUGAUGUAUGCAAAUUAUAUGGAUAUGAGAAUGAAUGGGGUGUGGUUUCGCAAAUAAGAUGUAAAUUAUGAUGCAAAUGAGGGUAAAUUGGGACAUACUUGACACAAAUUAGAUGUAUACGAGGCUAAAUGUGUGUGUUUCAUGCAAAUGAUAUGCAUAUGAGGGUGAACCGGGGUGUAUUUUAAGCAAAUAAUAUAUGAGUGAAACGCGUAAAUGGGUGUGCUUCGUUCAAAUUAGGUGCAUAUGAGGGUAAACUGGUGCAUGUUUCAUGCAAAUUAGAUGCAUUCGAGGGUGAAUUGGGGCAAGCUUCAGGCAAAUUAGAUGCAUAUGAGGGUAAAUGAGUGUGCUUCAUGCAAAUGAGAUGUAUAUGAGGGUGAACUGGGGUGCAUCUAAGCAAAUAAGAUGGAUAUUAGGUAAAUAGAUGUGCUUCAUGCAAAUUAGAUGCAUUUGAGGAUGAAUUGGGGCACACCUCAGGCAAAUUAGAUGCAUAUUAUGGUAAAUGGGUUUUCUUUGUUCCAAUUAGAUGUAUAUGAAGGUUAAUUGGGGCUUGCUUCAUGCAAAUGAGCUGUCUAUGAGGAUAAAUCGGGGCAUGCUGAUGUGAAGUUGUUCCUGACAACCGGUCACUGAUUGCUGAGGUUUGUCCACUUCUGUAGGGUUUAAAAUCUAUUCUUGGUGGUUUUUUUCCGGUAAUAAAACUCUUCUUCUGUC
Molecule: messenger RNA, 2861 nt
Organism: Neoarius graeffei (lesser salmon catfish)
Lineage: Eukaryota; Metazoa; Chordata; Actinopteri; Siluriformes; Ariidae
Gene: uvrag
Product: UV radiation resistance associated gene
Exons: 15
Coding region: 184-1563 (459 amino acids)
Biological process (GO): SNARE complex assembly
Cellular component (GO): endosome; lytic vacuole
Molecular function (GO): SNARE binding
Source: RefSeq, a predicted model, not a curated record